AUGAUCGAAUGGAAUCGCAAUCACAAAUUCAACGUACUACUGUUCGGUAUGGCUAUAACCGUACCACCACCAUCGACUGAACGAUACGAAUUCACUCCCGUAGCAUCCAUAGUCGCAUUUGCUUUUAUUGGGAUAUUCUUUCUAAUUGCGCUGAUUGGCCGCUGUCUGGCUCUGAAUCGAACAUCAAUUGCAAAUAGUCAAGGUUUAGAUCUGAUGAUUUAUAGAGCACCACCAAAGACUUCGAUCUCUCAACAGAAACUCCGUUCCUUGCUGGAAGUACAAGAUGCAUCAGAUAAUGUUUUAUUAACGCCCGCUCCAAUUCAUCGUGGACCAAAGAAUCUUUGA
Molecule: messenger RNA, 345 nt
Organism: Adineta ricciae
Lineage: Eukaryota; Metazoa; Rotifera; Eurotatoria; Adinetida; Adinetidae
Source: the annotation of a GenBank genome assembly